AUGAAGUACUCAAUGCUUCUCGUCUCGCUGGCACCGACACUGAUGGCCGCACCACUCACUCGCGAUACCUUCGAGUGGACACCGACGUUAGCUGGCUACUUCGACGUUGUCUUCCAAUACAUGCAGCAGGCUAAGUCGCCUGGUCAACCAUCGCCAACUUGUGAUCUGUCAAACGCUGCCAUGCCGAUCGCACCCACGCCGCUGCCCAGUCCCGCUGGACUGGUCCUUGAGCAUGUUGCUGUAGGCAGAGGUGUUCAGAAUUAUACAUGCGCCAAUGCCACAGCCACUCCUGCAGCAGUCGGGGCAGUCGCGAGAUUCUACAAUGCCUCGUGUGUAGCGGCGAACUACCCAGAUCUCCUUCCCCUCAUCCCUAACUUGGCGUUACAAUAUCCUCUGCCCGCUGAUCCCUCAGCUCCUCUUGCGCCCUCGGAACUUCAACUUUCAUCCCACCACUUCUUUUCCAACGCUACGACGCCAGUCUUUGCUUUUGACACACCCGAGUCCCCCGACUUUGGCACCAUCUUUGCACAGAAGGUGCACUCUUCCGACGCACCGGCCAAUGCAGUCCCGGGCGUCAGCGGUACUGGUAACGGUGCGGUCCCUUGGUUGUACCUGACAGCCCGAUCCGACACCGAAAGUGAAAUCCAGGCUGUCUACCGUUUGAGCACUGCUGGUGGGCAACCACCGGCAACAUGUGCAGACAUGCCUGCAGCUUUCAGUGUGGACUACUCGGCGAUCUACUGGUUCUACAAAUAA
Messenger RNA from Fonsecaea erecta, 756 nucleotides. RefSeq lists its product as hypothetical. The record is from RefSeq and is a predicted model, not a curated record. Bases 1 to 756 code for a protein of 251 amino acids. The transcript has 2 exons. NCBI's taxonomy places the organism in Eukaryota, Fungi, Ascomycota, Eurotiomycetes, Chaetothyriales, Herpotrichiellaceae.